Labeo rohita (rohu) is the source of this 1956-nucleotide messenger RNA. RefSeq names its product activating transcription factor 4b (gene atf4b). Gene Ontology annotation, cellular component: ATF1-ATF4 transcription factor complex; nucleus; ATF4-CREB1 transcription factor complex. The transcript has 3 exons. Gene Ontology annotation, molecular function: RNA polymerase II transcription regulatory region sequence-specific DNA binding; DNA-binding transcription activator activity, RNA polymerase II-specific. NCBI's taxonomy places the organism in Eukaryota, Metazoa, Chordata, Actinopteri, Cypriniformes, Cyprinidae. Gene Ontology annotation, biological process: regulation of transcription by RNA polymerase II. The coding region runs from base 264 to 1532 and encodes 422 amino acids. The record is from RefSeq and is a predicted model, not a curated record.
CAUCACCCGCAGAUCCUUUUUUCCUGCGGUUCAUUGUUUGUUUGAUACUCGAGCGAUUUUGCUCUUCGCCGAAAUGGCCGUGUGAUCUGCAGCCUGUAGACAGCGCCCAAACUCCUCAGUGCAUCAACAUAGUGCACUGGCUCAGUACAUUUAUUGCAAAAUGGCGUCCCUUGUGGCAACUCUGACCUUUGCUGUACCUGACAGCACGAAACUAUUUGAAUUCUCAGUAGAAGAUUCUCUGAUUCCGCUUGAAAUAGACAGCCAUGUCUUUGAUGAGCUCACGGUUUGGCCCGGACGAUAUGGAAGCCCUUCUUUGGGACCCAUCAUCACCGAUGGCUGACCCUCUGGGGUCCUUCCUAGAUAAAGAUGAGGAGGUUCUUCCCCUCGGAGGUGCUGAAUCACCCCUCUCAUCUUACUCUUCCUCUCCACUUCCCUCUCUCUCCCCACCCUGCACUCCUCCCUCCCCUCAGAGGGGGGAGAAGGCUGGGCUCAAUCAGCUGUCCCUGUCCUGGUUCUCCUCAGAUGAGAUGUGCCUAGAUAAUAGUGGCACAGACAGUGGUAAUGAUCAUUCGUUCAGCGAAAUGGAUUGGAUGACGGAGCGAAUUGAUCUGAGUGAGUUUGAUCUGGAGUCUUUAAUCGGCUCCUAUGAUUCUGAGGAUCCACCCAGUUCUCCUGAGGAGCUUAUUGCUUCUCUAGAGUCACAGAUAGACCUGGAGUCCCAGCCUGUAGCUUCUGACAGUGCCCCUUCGCCCUCUCCCCCAAUUUCUGUCCCUGAAAUCGAUCAACUUUCCAACCUUACAUUCACUUUGAAUACUCCACUGAUUCCCUCAACACCCUGUGAAGUGUCAGAUUCCUCCGCCGUAGUCCCUGAACCCCAGGCUGAGCUCGAGAUCAAGUCUGAGCCGGCCUCCCCCGUCCCGUCACCUUCCAUCCUUCCACCUGAAUCCCCUACUGACACUCUUGAGCUUGGUUGCGAGGUUGACAUAGCUGAAGUUCAGAGUCCAACCCCCGUUGAAAUGCGGGUACCCAAAAUUGUCCUUUCCCUCUCCCCAACCCGCAUCGUUCUUGUCCUUGCUCCCAAAGAGGAGGCUAAUGUGAUGGCGACCCAUCCAAAUGAGGUGGUUGUGUCUGAUUCCCCAAGUCCAUCCUCCCCCGAACCACAAACCCCAGCCUCUCCCCAGCCUCGAUCUCACAGGGUGAAGCCGUAUACUUCACCUGAGUCUAAGCCCACCCAAAAUCACCAGUCAGAGUCGACUUCCCUCACAGGAAGAGUGAAGACAACCAGUGGUGCAAAGGUUGUGGUCGAGAAGAAGAAGCUGAAGAAAAUGGAGCAGAACAAGACUGCGGCGACGCGCUACAGACAGAAGAAGCGUGCAGAGCAAGAAGCCCUCCUGUCAGAGUGUGUAGUUCUAGAGGAGAGAAACCAAGAGCUGGUGGAAAAAGCAGAAUCACUUACAAAGGAGAUUCAGUAUCUGAAAGAGCUCAUGGAUGAAGUCAAGAGGGCAAGAGAGAGUAGGAGUAUUAAGUCAUAGAAAGAAAUGGACACAGAGGCUUGAAGCUGAGAGAAAUGGACGGUUUCAGCAUAGCCUGAGGUGCUAGGAAUGUUGGUCCUAAAAGAAAGUAUUUCUUGAAGAGUUGAAUAAAUGACUGAUUUGAUUCUUCCCCAGUGUCUUUGUAGAAGCAGCUUCCUUUUAGCAUGUCAGCUAUCUAUAAAGCUUGAUAUACUUUUACGAGUGUUUUUUUAUAUUAUGUAUCUCAUUGUAUGCACAGUAUUAUAUAUAUAGUGCAUUGUGUAUUGUUGAUUAUGACAUUUCCUAAUUGAAAUUGUGUUGCAUAAAUGCUCAAUAUUUCAACUUUCCUACUGUCUAGAAAUAAUAUAGUGUGCACUGAUUGUGUAUGGGCCUUUCAUUGCUUAACUAUCUUAAAUGUUAUUUGUGUAAUAAACAAUUUAAAAGA